AUGAAUAGGCCCGGUGGUCUUGCUGUGGAUGAAUCUCGGGAUAAGAACUAUCCUAAUAUUGACCCUUCAUCUGCCGACCUGAACACUUUCUCUCCCCGGUCAACUUGGCUCCACGAGUGCAAUCUCACUAGAGAGCGAAGCCGUGAUGUCCGCGGAAACCACGCCAAGCUGAUUCGUAAACUUGCAGCCGAGGCCACUGCCUUGCCGAAGAAUGAGAGGCAGGUCCUUCUCUUGAAGGCUCCUAAGAACAUCGCCAUCUUUGGUAAUGACGCCGGCGAAAACACUAUGGGUGCUGUCAACCAGGCAAAAUUUGAAUUCGGAAACAUCGCAACUGGCGGUCACUCGGUUGUCGCAUCCGUCGCCAAGUUGUGCAAUAACACAGUCAUGAUCACUCUUUCUUCUGGAAUCAACAUUCUCCCCUUCGCCUACCACCCUAAUGUCACUGCCAUUCUCGCCGCACAUUAUCCUGGCCAGGGAGGCGGUAACUCCAUCGUUCACGUCCUCUAUGGCGACGUUAAUCCAUCCGGCCACCUUCCAUACACAGUCGUCAAGAACACUAACGAUUAUAACGCCCCGCCCACCACAGAGGUGUACUGGCAAUCUUGUAAGCCCGUAGCUGAUUCCAUCUCUUCUACUCCCGAAGAGGAGCCUGUCCAGCUUGGCGGAAAUCCCACUCUCUGGGAGACUAUCUACAACACCACCGCCUCAGUUACAAACUCUGGUCAUAUCGAGGGCGCGGCUGUUCCCCAGUUAUAUGUUACCUUCCCUGAUAGUACACCUCAGGGAACACCGCCUCCACAGUUGCGCGUUUCUGAGAAGGUCUCUUCGGCUCCCGGCGAGACUUGCACUUUUGACUUUGAGUUGAUGCGCAGAGUUUUGAGUUAUUGGGAUAUUGUUUCGCAGAAGUGGCUUAUUCCUGAGGGUGAAUUUAUUUUUCGGGUUGGAUUCAGUACCAGGGAUUUGAGGGAGAUCACCCCUGUUCGUGCUUAA
Messenger RNA from Penicillium vulpinum, 990 nucleotides. Its product is annotated as glycoside hydrolase family 3 C-terminal domain-containing protein. The transcript has 4 exons. Gene Ontology annotation, biological process: glucan catabolic process. Gene Ontology annotation, molecular function: beta-glucosidase activity. The record is from RefSeq and is a predicted model, not a curated record. Bases 1 to 990 code for a protein of 329 amino acids. Lineage: Eukaryota; Fungi; Ascomycota; Eurotiomycetes; Eurotiales; Aspergillaceae.